Molecule: messenger RNA, 468 nt
Organism: Capsella rubella
Lineage: Eukaryota; Viridiplantae; Streptophyta; Magnoliopsida; Brassicales; Brassicaceae
Product: auxin-responsive protein SAUR71
Exons: 1
Coding region: 23-352 (109 amino acids)
Biological process (GO): response to auxin
Source: RefSeq, a predicted model, not a curated record
ACCUCAAGAAGACAAAAGAAAGAUGAAGUGUGUGGUGAAGAAACUACUAUGUUGUGGAGCUAAGAGCUUUUCUCAAAGAGCAACGACAUUACCGGAAGAAGGAAGAGUCCGAGUUUAUGUCGGAAACGACAGAGAUACGCAGUGUAAGUUAGAGAUGGAUGCUGAGUUGUUGACACAUCCAUUGUUCGAGGAACUUCUUAGGUUAUCUGAAGAAGAGUUUGGUCAUUCAUAUGAUGGUGCUUUAAGGAUCGCUUGUGAGAUCCAAGUGUUCAUGAACUUGAUUCAUUACCUUAAGUCCACGAGUCAUACUUCUCCUCAUUACAUGAUGAGUACAUCUCAUUAUCUACAUUGAUGAAUGAUCCAUGCAUAGAAGAAGAUAGCUUCCUUCUCACGUAUGAGUAUUUCAGAAUUUCAAUUCACAUUUAUUCUUUUAUUAUGCAUUCCAAACAAAGUAUGGAAGAGGUUUAA